AUGGCUGCCAAGGAAAUAUCCACGGAAGUUCUGCAAAACCCUGAACUAUAUGGACUGAGGCGGUCGCAUAGAGCUGCUACUCACCAACAAAACUACUUCAAUGAUAGCGAUGAUGACGACGAUGAAGAAAAUAUAAAACGCUCAAGAAGAAAGAGAACUACUACCAUUGAAGACGAAGAGGACAAUUUUGAAGACGAGGAAGACCAAGAUGUUUCCGAAGAGGAUGAGGUCGAGGAGAAUUUCGAAGAAGACGACAAUUAUUAUGGCUCUCCUGUAAAGAAAAGCCGCUCGAAAUCGAAUUCCAAGAUGAAAUUCAAAUCCUCAUCGAAGCCAAAAUAUGAAUCUGAGAAGCUACCUAUAGUGAAGAUACCAACAAGGUUUUCUAAUCGUCAAAACAAAACAAUAAACUACAAUGUUGAUUAUAGCGACGAUGAUCUCUUGGAAUCUGGAGACGAUUACGGAUCCGAAGAGGGUUUAUCGGAAGAAAGUACUUAUGAGGCAUCCGCAAACUCUCAGCUAGAAGACUUCCAUGGUAUCGACAUUGUUAUUAACCACAGACUUAAAACAUCUUUGGAGGAAUCAAAGGUCUUGGAAAGGGCUGUUCCUGGCCUGAACGAAUGCAGGGAAAACUAUGAAUUUUUAAUCAAAUGGACGGAUGAAUCUCAUCUCCACAAUACUUGGGAAACUUAUGAAUCUAUUGGUCAAGUGCGUGGUCUUAAAAGAUUAGAUAACUAUUGCAAACAGUUUAUCAUUGAAGAUCAACAAAUAAGAUUAGAUCCAUACGUUACCGCCGAAGAUAUUGAAGUCAUGGAUAUGGAACGUGAACGAAGGCUCGAGGAAUUCGAAGAAUUUCAUGUACCAGAAAGAAUCAUAGAUAGCCAACGUUCUUCUUUGGAAGAUGGCACUUCACAGUUACAAUAUUUAGUCAAAUGGCGCCGUCUAAACUAUGACGAAGCCACUUGGGAGAAUGCCACAGAUAUUGUGAAAUUGGCGCCUGAACAAGUAAAACAAUUCCAAAACAGAGAAAAUUCCAAGAUCCUUCCGCAAUAUUCUAGUAACUAUACUUCGCAAAGGCCACGCUUUGAGAAACUAAGUGUGCAACCACCUUUCAUUAAAGGUGGGGAAUUGAGAGAUUUCCAACUGACUGGUAUCAAUUGGAUGGCGUUUUUAUGGUCCAAGGGUGACAACGGUAUUUUAGCAGAUGAAAUGGGGCUAGGGAAAACUGUUCAGACGGUAGCAUUUAUCAGUUGGCUGAUUUUUGCGCGUAGACAGAACGGGCCACACAUUAUUGUGGUUCCAUUAUCGACAAUGCCUGCUUGGCUGGAUACUUUUGAAAAAUGGUCGCCUGAUUUGAAUUGUAUUUGUUAUAUGGGUAAUCAAAAAUCAAGAGAUACCAUCAGGGAAUACGAAUUUUACACCAAUCCACAGGCAAAGGGAAAGAAAACAAUGAAAUUUAAUGUUUUACUAACAACAUACGAAUACAUCUUAAAAGAUCGUGCUGAGUUAGGUGGUAUAAAAUGGCAGUUCAUGGCCGUUGACGAAGCUCAUAGACUAAAAAACGCAGAAUCAUCUCUUUAUGAAUCAUUGAAUAGUUUCAAGGUUGCGAACCGUAUGUUAAUCACAGGUACCCCUCUUCAAAACAAUAUUAAAGAAUUAGCCGCUUUGGUCAAUUUCCUAAUGCCCGGAAGAUUUACUAUUGAUCAAGAAAUUGAUUUUGAAAACCAAGAUGCGGAACAAGAAGAAUAUAUUCAUGACUUACAUAGAAGGAUACAACCAUUUAUUCUUCGUCGUCUGAAGAAGGAUGUCGAAAAAUCACUACCAUCAAAGACGGAACGUAUCUUGAGAGUCGAAUUAUCCGACGUACAGACGGAAUACUACAAAAACAUUUUAACCAAAAAUUAUUCUGCCCUAACUGCCGGUGCUAAAGGGGGCCAUUUUUCCUUGCUAAAUAUUAUGAACGAACUGAAAAAGGCAUCAAAUCAUCCGUAUCUGUUCGACAAUGCUGAAGAGCGCGUGUUACAAAAAUUUGGGGAUGGUAAAAUGACUCGUGAAAACGUAUUAAGAGGACUAAUCAUGUCUUCAGGCAAAAUGGUUCUUUUAGAUCAAUUAUUGACCAGAUUGAAGAAGGAUGGCCACCGUGUGUUGAUUUUCUCACAAAUGGUCAGAAUGCUUGACAUUCUUGGUGACUACCUAUCUAUUAAGGGAAUAAAUUUUCAAAGAUUAGACGGUACAGUGCCAUCUGCCCAAAGAAGAAUAUCUAUUGACCACUUCAACUCUCCAGAUUCGAACGAUUUUGUAUUCUUGCUAUCCACUCGUGCUGGUGGUUUGGGUAUCAAUUUGAUGACAGCCGAUACUGUUGUUAUUUUUGAUUCUGAUUGGAACCCUCAAGCAGAUUUACAAGCAAUGGCAAGAGCUCAUCGUAUUGGCCAAAAAAAUCACGUUAUGGUAUAUAGACUAGUUUCAAAAGAUACUGUGGAGGAAGAAGUUCUAGAGAGAGCGCGUAAGAAAAUGAUUUUGGAAUACGCAAUUAUUUCGCUUGGUGUGACAGAUGGUAAUAAAUACACAAAGAAAAACGAACCAAAUGCCGGUGAACUGUCAGCAAUAUUGAAGUUUGGUGCCGGUAAUAUGUUUACUGCUACAGACAAUCAAAAAAAAUUGGAGGAUCUUAAUUUGGAUGAUGUAUUGAACCAUGCUGAAGACCACGUUACGACACCAGAUCUAGGAGAGUCACACCUUGGUGGUGAAGAGUUUUUGAAGCAGUUUGAAGUCACAGAUUAUAAAGCUGACGUGGAUUGGGACGACAUCAUUCCAGAAGACGAGUUGAAAAAACUUCAAGACGAAGAACAGAAACGAAGGGAUGAAGAAUAUGUCAAAGAGCAACUUGAAAUGAUGAAUAGAAGGGACAAUGCCCUAAAGAAAAUCAAAAGUAGCGUUAAUGGCGACGGAACUGCCACUAACUCAGAUUCCGACGACGAUGGCACUUCCAGAUCAUCUAGAAGAAGGAUAAGAACUAACGAUAUGGAUUCCAUUGGCGAAGCGGAAGUGAGAGCCUUGUAUAAGGCAAUCUUAAAAUUUGGUGACCUGAAGGAGAUUUUGGACGAGCUUAUUGCUGACGGGACGUUGCCAGUGAAGUCAUUCGAGAAAUACGGUGAAACUUACGAUGAAAUGAUUGAAAAGGCUAGCGAAUGUGUUCGUGAAGAAGAGAAAAACAGGAGGGAGGCCUUAGAGAAGCUUGAAAAGGAUGCUUCCAAUUAUAGAGCAAAGUUGAAAAGUGGCGAAAUAAAGGCUGAAAAUCAACCAAAGGAUAAUCCGUUGACGAGAUUAUCACUGAAAAAAAGAGAAAAGAAGGCCGUCCUUUUCAAUUUUAAAGGUGUAAAAUCACUAAACGCUGAAUCAUUAUUAAGUAGGGUGGAGGACUUAAAGUACCUGAAAGACCUAAUAAAUUCAAACUAUAGAGAUGAUCCGUUGAAGUUCAACUUAGGUAAUAGUACGCCUAAGCCUGUACAGAAUUGGUCAUCAGAUUGGACGAAAGAGGAGGACGAAAAGCUCCUGAUUGGUGUUUUCAAGUACGGGUAUGGUUCUUGGACACAAAUAAGAGAUGAUCCAUUCCUAGGUAUUACAGAUAAAAUAUUCCUGAAUGAGGUUCAAAAUCCCGCACCCAAAAAAUCGGUAAGUUCGUCAGAUUCCACACCAGCACCUUCAAAGAAGGGAAAGGGAAUAACUGGGUCUUCUAAAAAAGUUCCUGGUGCCAUCCAUUUGGGUAGGAGAGUGGACUAUCUACUUUCCUUUCUAAGGGAAGGUCCAAAUGCAAAAAGCCCCAGCCUUGAGCUAAACAUUAAGAAGCUUCCAACUGGUCCCUCCAAGAAAAGACAAAGGAGGCCUGCCAAUCAUGGCAAGUCAGCAACCCCAGAAAUAGCCAAUUCCGAGUCUGCGAACGGUCCACCAGGAAAACGUAUGAAAGCCUUACCAAAGGGUCCUGCUGCUUUAUUAAACAGUUCAAGACCUUCUGCAAAUAGCCCCGGCCCAUCGUCGAAACCUAAAGGCUCCAGAGACGGUAGUACGAGACAAACAAGCAAUAUCAGUAGCAGCAGCGCCCACGAAAAAGAAUAUGAUAGCAUGGAUGAAGAAGACUGCCGACAUACGAUGAGCGCUAUACGUACUUCUUUAAAACGCCUCAGAAGAGGCGGGAAGGGGCUAGAUCGUAAAGAAUGGGCGAAGAUUUUGAAGAAUGAAUUAACUACGAUCGGCAACCAUAUCGAAUCACAAAAGGGCUCGUCAAGAAAGAUAGACUCAGAAAAAUACCGCAAGCACCUUUGGUCUUACAGUGCCAACUUCUGGCCGGCAGACGUUAAAAGCACAAAGCUGAUGGCAAUGUACGACAAGAUAACAGAGUCUCAAAAGAAGUAA
This is a messenger RNA of Saccharomyces kudriavzevii IFO 1802, 4407 nucleotides long. RefSeq names its product chromatin-remodeling ATPase CHD1 (gene CHD1). NCBI's taxonomy places the organism in Eukaryota, Fungi, Ascomycota, Saccharomycetes, Saccharomycetales, Saccharomycetaceae. The record is from RefSeq and is a predicted model, not a curated record. Gene Ontology annotation, molecular function: ATP hydrolysis activity; histone binding; DNA binding. Bases 1 to 4407 code for a protein of 1468 amino acids. The transcript has a single exon. Gene Ontology annotation, biological process: regulation of transcription by RNA polymerase II; nucleosome organization. Gene Ontology annotation, cellular component: nucleus; chromatin.